Messenger RNA from Artibeus jamaicensis (Jamaican fruit-eating bat), 3433 nucleotides. It is a transcript of the gene KCNQ2, whose product is annotated as potassium voltage-gated channel subfamily Q member 2. Lineage: Eukaryota; Metazoa; Chordata; Mammalia; Chiroptera; Phyllostomidae. Gene Ontology annotation, molecular function: voltage-gated potassium channel activity. The record is from RefSeq and is a predicted model, not a curated record. The transcript has 17 exons. The coding region runs from base 120 to 2741 and encodes 873 amino acids. Gene Ontology annotation, biological process: transmembrane transport; potassium ion transport. Gene Ontology annotation, cellular component: membrane.
CGCUGCUGCCGCCUCGGCCAUGCGGCUUUCGGGCCGAGGGCCUGGGCUCGAGCCCGCGCCGCCCCCCGCGCGUCGUCCCCGCUGAUCCCGCGUCCCGGUCGCCGGGCGCCGCCGGCACCAUGGUGCAGAAAUCGCGCAACGGCGGCGUGUACCCCGGCCCGAGCGGGGAGAAGAAGCUCAAGGUGGGCUUCGUGGGGCUGGACCCCGGCGCGCCCGACUCCACCCGGGACGGCGCGCUGCUCAUCGCCGGCUCUGAGGCCCCCAAGCGCGGCAGCAUCCUUAGCAAGCCGCGCGCGGGCGGCGCGGGCGCCGGGAAGCCCCCGAAGCGCAACGCCUUCUACCGCAAGCUGCAGAAUUUCCUCUACAACGUGCUGGAGCGGCCGCGCGGGUGGGCCUUCAUCUACCACGCCUACGUGUUCCUGCUGGUCUUCUCCUGCCUCGUGCUGUCCGUGUUCUCCACCAUCAAAGAGUACGAGAAGAGCUCGGAGGGCGCGCUCUACAUCCUGGAGAUCGUGACCAUCGUGGUGUUCGGAGUGGAGUACUUCGUGCGCAUCUGGGCCGCAGGCUGCUGCUGCCGGUACCGCGGCUGGAGGGGGCGGCUCAAGUUCGCCCGGAAGCCGUUCUGUGUGAUCGACAUCAUGGUGCUCAUCGCGUCCAUUGCGGUGCUGGCCGCCGGCUCCCAGGGCAACGUCUUCGCCACGUCUGCGCUUCGCAGCCUGCGCUUCCUGCAGAUCCUCAGGAUGAUCCGCAUGGACCGGCGCGGCGGCACCUGGAAGCUGCUGGGCUCCGUGGUCUAUGCCCACAGCAAGGAGCUGGUCACCGCCUGGUACAUCGGCUUCCUGUGCCUCAUCCUGGCGUCAUUUCUGGUGUACUUGGCGGAGAAGGGUGAGAAUGACCACUUCGACACCUACGCCGACGCGCUCUGGUGGGGCCUGAUCACGCUGACGACCAUCGGCUACGGGGACAAGUACCCCCAGACCUGGAACGGGAGGCUCCUGGCGGCCACGUUCACCCUCAUCGGUGUCUCCUUCUUCGCUCUUCCUGCUGGCAUUUUGGGGUCUGGCUUUGCCCUGAAAGUCCAGGAGCAGCACCGGCAGAAGCACUUUGAGAAGAGGCGGAACCCCGCUGCGGGUCUGAUCCAGUCCGCCUGGAGGUUCUACGCCACCAACCUGUCGCGCACCGACCUGCACUCCACCUGGCAGUACUACGAGCGCACGGUGACCGUGCCCAUGUACAGCUCGCAAGCUCAGACCUACGGGGCCUCCAGACUCAUCCCCCCGCUGAACCAGCUGGAGCUGCUGCGGAACCUCAAGAGUAAAUCUGGGCUCACGUUCAGGAAGGAGCCGCAGCCGGAGCCAACCCCCAGUAAAGGCGGACCGUGCAGCCAGGGCCUGUGUGGAUGCUGCCCGGGACACUCUAGUCAGAAGGUCAGUUUGAAGGACCGUGUCUUCUCCAGCCCCCGAGGUGUGGCUGCCAAGGGGAAGGGGUCCCCGCAGGCCCAGCCGGUCCGGCGCUCGCCCAGCGCUGACCAGAGCCUGGAGGACAGUCCCAGCAAAGUGCCCAAGAGCUGGAGCUUCGGCGACCGCAGCCGCGCGCGGCAGGCUUUCCGGGUCAAGGGCGCCGCGUCCCGGCAGAACUCGGAAGAAGCAAGUCUCCCUGGGGAGGACAUCGUGGACGACAACAAGAGCUGUAACUGCGAGUUUGUGACCGAGGACCUGACCCCGGGCCUCAAAGUCAGCAUCCGGGCCGUGUGUGUCAUGAGGUUCCUGGUGUCCAAGCGGAAGUUCAAGGAGAGCCUGCGGCCCUACGACGUGAUGGACGUGAUCGAGCAGUACUCGGCCGGCCACCUGGACAUGCUGUCGCGCAUCAAAAACCUGCAGUCCAGAGUGGACCAGAUUGUGGGGCGGGGCCCGGCGAUGACGGACAAGGACCGCAGCAAGGGCCCGGCGGAGGCAGAGCUGCCUGAGGACCCCAGCAUGAUGGGUCGGCUGGGCAAGGUGGAGAAGCAGGUCCUGUCCAUGGAGAAGAAGCUGGACUUCCUGGUCAGCAUCUACACGCAGCGCAUGGGGAUCCUGCCGUCCGAGACUGAGGCGUACUUCGGGGCCAAGGAGCCCGAGCCGGCGCCGCCCUACCACAGCCCCGAGGACAGCCGGGAGCAUGGGGACCGCGGCGGCUGCAUCGUCAAGCUCAUCCGCUCCACCAGCUCCAUGGGCCACAAGAAUUUCUCCGCUCCCCCGGCCGCGCCCCCCACCCAGUGCCCGCCCUCCACUUCCUGGCAGCAGCAGGGCCAUGCCCGGCACAGCCACGGCACCUCGCCCGUGGGGGACCACGGUGCCUUGGUGCGCAUCCCCCCGCCACCUGCCCACGAGCGCUCGCUGUCGGCCUACAGCGGGGGCCACCGGGCCAGCACGGAGUUCCUGCGGCUGGAGGACGCGCCGGCAGGCCGGCCGCAGGAGAGCGCACUGCGGGACAGCGACACGUCCAUCUCCAUCCCGUCCGUCGACCAUGAGGAGCUGGAACGCUCCUUCAGCGGCUUCAGCAUCUCCCAGUCCAGGGAGAACCUGGACGCACCGCAUGGCGGCUACGCGGUCGUGGCGCCCUGCGCCAAGGUCCGGCCGUACAUCGCGGAGGGCGAGUCGGACACAGACUCAGACCUCUGCACGCCGUGCGGGCCGCCGCCGCGCUCAGCCACGGGCGAGGGCCCCUUUGGCGACGUGGGCUGGGCUGCGCCCCGGAAAUGAGGCCCCAUCAGCCUCUUCCCGACUCUCUUGGCCUCAAGGUUUCCUGGCGGGACACUCGGGUCUUUUUCUUGGAGUCGCGUGGUGGUGCCCAUGUCAGGUGCGGCAACGCGCGGGGGCUGCCCGGUCUUCGUGGUGAAGGUGCACGGAGGUCCUUUUCCGACAGGGGCGGCCAGGCGGCUGUGCCCACGCUGCAGGUGGAGGCCCAGGUGUGAGCAGGCAGGGGGUGGCGGAGCACCGGCCCCCGGCGCAGGCUGCAGGUGUGGGGCCGGGGCCAGGCCUGUCCACGUGCACGGACGGGACGAUGUCCCCUUGCCUCCGGGUGCCCAUCCAGAGAGCUGCCGGCUGACGUCCCAUUCUCCCCCUGCGUCCAGGGCCCCUGCCUGGAGAGGAGGGGUGAGGCCUCGGGACCACAGGGGAGCAUGGCGACCCUCAGGCCCUGGUCUCCACUCCAUGGGGGAGCCUGCCCCCCUGGGCUUCUGGAAGGGCGGCUCCAGAUCACAGGAUAUCUCGAGGGUCGGCACCCCUUGUCUUCUCUGCCCUGCCAGCCCCCAGGCUGCGCCAGCACUUUGACAGACACCUGAGUGUGGGCCAGGGGUGCUAGGCGGAGGGGGGCACUGCCCUGGGCCGGGCCUGUGUUCUAGGUCCCGAGACUGGGUGGUGUGGUGAGCAGACUCCCCCUCUGUCCUUUGCUG